This is a messenger RNA of Hippocampus zosterae (dwarf seahorse), 1621 nucleotides long. It is a transcript of the gene fuca2, whose product is annotated as alpha-L-fucosidase 2. Gene Ontology annotation, cellular component: lysosome. Gene Ontology annotation, biological process: glycoside catabolic process; fucose metabolic process. The transcript has 6 exons. The record is from RefSeq and is a predicted model, not a curated record. The coding region runs from base 102 to 1478 and encodes 458 amino acids. Lineage: Eukaryota; Metazoa; Chordata; Actinopteri; Syngnathiformes; Syngnathidae. Gene Ontology annotation, molecular function: alpha-L-fucosidase activity.
AACUUAACUUCCGCGUUUUAGAAGCCGAGAAGGUGGACCGUUAAAUGUUUCUUCUUCAAUUUUCUGUUCUUGAUGAAAACAUUUCAAUUAUUUAGAUAGCAAUGGCGGUAUUAACCGCUGCGUCUUUCCUCUUUUGCCUGCUGUCCAUCCGGGUCACCGUAGCGAAAUACGAACCCAACUGGGAAUCCAUCGACUCGAGGCCACUGCCGGAGUGGUACGAUCAGGCCAAGUUCGGCAUCUUCAUCCACUGGGGGGUCUUCUCCGUGCCCAGCUUCGGCAGCGAGUGGUUUUGGUGGUACUGGCAGGGGCAAAAGCGGGAGCCGUAUGUCACCUUCAUGCACAAGAAUUACCCGCCGGAUUUUAAGUAUCAAGACUUUGCACCCCAUUUCACUGCCGAGUUCUUCGACGCCAAAGAAUGGAUGGACAUCUUUGCCGCAUCGGGAGCAAAGUACAUCGUGCUGACCACAAAACAUCACGAAGGUUUCACGCUGUGGGGCUCCGAGACCUCGUGGAACUGGAACGCAGUGGACUUGGGCCCCAAGCGCGACCUGGUAGCGGAGGUGGCGAGCGCCGUGCGCGCUCACGGUGACCUGCGCCUGGGCCUGUACCACUCGCUUUUCGAGUGGUUUCAUCCAAUGUUCCUGCAGGAUGCCGCUAACCACUUCGCCACCAACCGCUUUGCCGUCGCCAAGAGUCUGCCCGAACUUUACGAGCUGGUGCUGACGUACAAGCCUGACGUGCUGUGGUCGGAUGGAGACGGGAAUGCGCCUGACAAGUACUGGAACAGCACCGGGUUCCUAGCCUGGCUCUACAAUGACAGUCCAGUGCGGGACACGGUGGUGACAAACGACCGAUGGGGCUGGGGCUCCAUCUGCAAACAUGGCGGCUAUUACACUUGUACCGACCGCUACCAGCCGGGUCACCUGCUGCCGCACAAGUGGGAGAACUGCAUGACCAUUGACACCAAGUCAUGGGGCUACAGGCGCGACGCCCCGCUCGCCGACUACCUCACCAUCGAGGAGAUUGUGCAGACGUUGGUGGAGACCGUGUCCUGCGGCGGCAACCUGCUGAUGAACGUGGGCCCCACGGCGGACGGGAGGAUCGCGCCCAUCUUCGAGGAGCGCCUGCGCCAGAUUGGUCGAUGGCUUCGGGUGAAUGGCGAGGGGGUCUACAACAGCAGCGCCUGGCGGGCUCAGAAGGACAACGUCACGUCCGGCGUCUGGUACACGUCCGGACCGCGGCAGAACGCGGUCUUUGCCUUUUUCUUCGUGUGGCCGACUGAUGGAAUUUUACUCCUCGGCGAACCUGAGCUCGCACCUGGACAAACUCCGCAAAGCCAGGUGGUGCUUGUGGGUCACGGCCCUGUGAAGUGGGAGCCUGCAAAGCCCAGCGGUAUCCGGGUCUUCCUACCUCAGCUGUCCAUCAGCCAGAUGCCAUGCCAGUGGGCCUGGACCCUCAGACUGACCGGUGCCAAGUGAACGAGAAGAAGAAGAUGACGCAGACUAAUUUUGGAUGCACUGAAAUGAACUGAAACUGUGAGCACAAGGAGCUGAAAAGGCGACUUGAUGUAAUGCUAUAAUUUGUGUGCUACCUCUUUAAUUAAAUAAAUGACGCAAAUACA